Molecule: messenger RNA, 3630 nt
Organism: Aspergillus thermomutatus
Lineage: Eukaryota; Fungi; Ascomycota; Eurotiomycetes; Eurotiales; Aspergillaceae
Product: putative C2H2 finger domain protein
Exons: 1
Coding region: 1-3630 (1209 amino acids)
Source: RefSeq, a predicted model, not a curated record
AUGUCGGCGCUAUCUCCCCAGCUGGUCCGCAGCGAAUCCCCGACCGACAUGGGGUUUCCAAACUCAAAAUUCUCAGAUCCCUAUCUUUCCGCUCCGUUGGACCCUGAGCAAGAUGUUUUCGAAUCUUCCGGCAUCAGAUUGACCCCAGAGCCGGGCCAGCAGGACCAGCGUGAGGUCUCGGCCUCUCCUUACAAUCACCACCCGAACAGCGAUUCCGCGCAGGGUGCUGAAACAGCUUCGUUUCAUACGACAGACUACACGACCUCCUAUUCGGAUUUUUUGAGUCCCGUCGAGGACUUUUCGAGUGACCUGAGUGCCCAUGCAUCGCCAAACGGCGAUAAUCCACCGGGAAGUAUUAAUAUGGAAUUGCACUCAUAUCUCAACGCAUGGCCACAUAAUAUGAAUGCAUCCUACAUGGCUGUACCUGAUGAGUCUCGAUCCGUGGAGUCGGAAUCGGUGGCCCUCUCUCAGCCAACCAUGGUCACCUCCCAGCUCCUAACCCCGGACCGGACCAACCACCCGAGUCCUGCGUCCGACUUGACCAAUCAAAGAAACAAUGAAUCCCAAUCGCAUGCGGGGCAGAUGCUUACCAUAGUCACGGCUCCCUUGAACAACAGCCUGAAUGUCCAUCCUUCGUCAGAUGCUGCCAGAGCAAGAAGCCCAAUUGUUAUGAUCGAAAGCUACUCGCGCGGUGAUUCCCCAGUCAGAGAGACAUUUUCCAUCGGACGGCGGCCGAGCCAGUCUUCCACACACCUUUCGCCCGGCGGAGAAUCAGAGGAUGGGAAUCAAAAUGCCUCAUGGCAGACUUCUCAACAAGCGAUCGCACGCGCGCACGAUGGCUCCUGGCUUCCCGAUGGCGCUACUGGCCAGGCCGGUGUCGCCCCUACAUCACGCGAUGACACAUAUAUCCUCAGUCCCAAUGAAGUAGAAUCACAGCGACGGCUUGAAGAGAAGAACGCGGAUAUCCGGUCAUGGUCGGCUACGGUAAGCGUCGCCAAUAGCGAAAAUGGAGACGACAGCCCUCCUACCCGCGGCCGCAAAGUACCAGCUGGCACACGACGCAGGGCGAGGAGCGCCGGAGACCCAGCGCCACAACAGGACUACUUCAACCUGCAAUUGGGAACUUACGGGCCGGCCAUUCCUGGACCCGGUGCUUUGAUCCAUGAGAGCAGCGACGAGGAGCUCAGUGGCAAUGGCUCUGAGGCCGAAGCAAGCGAUUCGGGAUCGCUCGCAGCCAGUGUCAAUGAAGUGAGAUGGACUCAAGAAGAUCUUGCGGUUUCGCCCAAGCAGGACCAGCCCAACCCCGCGGACGGAGAGCCGGCACCACAUCAAUUUCUGGCAACUCGCCCAUGGCAGGACCCGGUUCACGACGCUACUCCCAGAUCAAUUCAGAUGCAGCCAUCAACCGCCAGCGCCGCUAUGGUGGAAUACCAACGACGCGCUCGAGAAAUAGAUGCCGUGUCACGUUAUGCAACCUGGGGUACGCGGCCUAUGAGUGAAGUGGAAGUGAAUAGUAUCAUUGGUGCGGGGGGUUCAUUUGCCAACUUGUCUAUCAGCCAGGACUCGAGCAAGAAACACGCAAGGCGGAGUAGCCUAAGGAAGUUCUUCCCACGAAAAACAUCAAUCAGUGCAUUAAAGAGACCGCUGUCAGACUUGUCCCUAAUCCAGCCUAACGUUCAAACCCCCACCAAGGACAAUGAGGUCAAAGGCCUGCCUUCCAGAAAGGAUAGUUUCCCGCACCGGAAACUCAGCCUUGGGCGAAGCCCAAAGUCUCCCGGCCUUAGUACAGGUGGUGCCGUCAUUGCGAUUGCCGGCCAGAUGGCGGCCAUUGGAGGCAGAGACUCCCUGAGCGCCGUCUCCCCACAAUCAACGUCUAAUCCGUGGAACAAGUUUGGCCGGACGCGCAGUCGGAGUGAAAUAUCGCGGUGUCCUGCACCGGGUCUGAUAGACUUGAUGACCAGUCACGGAGGCCCGCCAGUUCCCACCAUUGGCUACUCACGAACCUUGACGACUGACAAUCAUGGUCUCCAGCAGGCGGCGUCAGGCCAACCUGUUGAAACGGGAGAUGACGGCGAGGAAGACGACGAUAUGCCCGAGGAGAAAGGGUUGGUGAUGGACUUUCCGGUUCUCGCCCGUCUACCUGUGCCUACAAUGGAAGGGUUCAAGGCCCAGAUCACACAGCUGAAUCCUCGUCUGGAUCCUGCACUGAUCGACCGUCUCGCGAACGAGCAGGUUCGCAGAUACAAGAAGUUGGUUGAGCAUAAAAUGAACCAUACUCAUGCCGUCAGCAAGAAAACCUGCUCGGCGGGUAAAUUCUGCUUCGCACAGGGAGGUGAAGCCGUGAUACUGGCCGCGCGCGCUGGAGCCCAUGACUCCGAAGGUGCACAUACCCAGUUCCAGAUCACCCGGCACGGCGGACCGAAUGAUGAACCUCCCGCGCUUGGAGAGAAUGCUGUAACAGCGGCGCAGUUUCCUCCAGGCGUCCCAUUACCGCCUGUGAAGCGACUUCCGGCCGAAUUCGAGUGCCCCAUAUGUUUCAAGGUGAAAAAGUUCCAGAAGCCCUCCGACUGGACGAAGCAUGUCCACGAAGAUGUGCAGCCGUUUACUUGCACAUUCCCGCACUGUAACGAGCCCAAGUCGUUCAAGCGAAAGGCGGACUGGGUCAGACAUGAGAGCGAACGGCACAGGAAACUUGAAUGGUGGACUUGCACCGUUCCUGAUUGCCAUCACACAUGUUACCGCAAGGACAAUUUCGUACAGCAUCUCGUCCGAGAGCAUAAGAUGCCCGAGCCCAAGAUCAAGAAGACGAAGACGAAAGGCGUGGGCGCCAGCAACCGACAGGACCCGGUCGCAUUUGGAGCACACGAAGAAGAAAGCAGUCGUGAGCGAGAAGUUGAGCAGUUGUGGGAGCUCGUGGAACAGUGUCGUCAUGAUACCUCCAAGGGACCGCGGGAGGAACCCUGCCGCUUCUGCGGUAACGUCUGCAGCAGCUGGAAAAAACUCACCGUUCAUCUGGCCAAGCACAUGGAGCAGAUUGCCAUGCCUGUUCUGGCGCUAGUGCAAGAACGACAUUUGUCUUCCCACGUAGAUGCUGGCGGCGUUGCCCCAAAAGCAGUCAGUUACCCUGGCCCGGCCGCGCACGAAGCCACCACCUUUUCACCUGAUCUGAAUAGCAUCAAAGUCGAAUCGGACGCGCCAAUGAACUUUGAAGCCGGAGGUUCCGAGCCCCCUGCUGGAUUUUUGAAUCCCACUUACCCACCGACCUCCACAACCCUGCAUCAAGGGUUUCUAUCGGCUGAACCAGAGUCAUUGAACGCGUACGCUGCAUACGGAUCCCAGGCGGAUCUCGCGGGGCAACAUUUCGUGCCUGUUCAUCAGAACUCUGUCACCUACCCGCCCCUGCUGAACGUCGGGCCGCGACCCAGAAUGACGACUCAGGAGCUGAGUGUGUUGCGGAAUCCGUAUCAGCUGUGCACCUCACCCACGGAGAUGCACGCGACGUAUGAUCCUCAGGGCACACUGCAUAUGUCACCCCCUCCGGUGGAGAACGACCAGGCCUACCAGGGCCAGAUCACGCAAGCCACAUCGUAUUCAUACGAUGGCUCCGUGGGUUAUUCCCAGCAAUUUUAA